AUGAGUUACCAGCCAUCCGAUAUGUAUCACGACCCUGCCGCGCGGUCCCCUGGAUCUCAACGCCAUCAACAACCGCUGCAUCGUCAACCUUCCCGUCAAUUCGACGCCUACGGUCCCAUGCCCGUGAAUCUCUACGAAGACCAGAUGGCUCGCUAUGAGUCCGCCCGUCUGGAGCGCUUGACGCCUUCGCUGCAGAACAACAACUCCUAUGCAUACGAUCUCUCGGGUUCCCAGACAUGGAAUCCCAAUGGUUUUGCCAACGCGCAGUCGCUGGGAGGCAUCCGGUCGGCCUCGGCCAGCCUGAAGCCGAGUGCUCGCGGACGCACCGGUCUGCCCACGACCUGGUUGGACCAGCAAUCCGGUAUGCCUAAUGCUUUCGCCAACCUCGGUCCUGGCCCCAUUCAGAGCAGUGCCAUGCGCCCGGAUCCCCCGGCGUCCUCCGAGGGGGACGAUGAACUGAUCCCCACCGCCAUUGUGAUCAAGAACAUCCCUUUCGCCGUGAAGAAGGAGCAACUGGUGCAGCUGAUGACGGAGCUGAACCUGCCCCUGCCCUACGCGUUCAAUUACCACUUUGACAAUGGCGUAUUCCGUGGACUGGCCUUUGCCAACUUCACCUCCGCGGAGGAGACCGCGACUGUGAUCGAAGUAUUGAACCACUUCGAACUGCAGGGUCGCAAGUUACGAGUCGAGUAUAAAAAAAUGCUCCCGCUGCAGGAGCGAGAGCGCAUUGAGCGGGAGAAGCGCGAGCGUCGCGGACAACUGGAAGAACAACACCGGCCCAUGGCCUCGUCGCAGCUGCAGACUCAGAGCUCCAUGUCUUCGCUGACCUCUCACAUUCCAGCCACCUCUCCUUCACCGGUCUCGCAGCGCGGCCAGAAGCUGGGUAAGUCUUCGAUCAGGCACUUCCCGACACCCGACAGUGACCUGAUUGCUCAUCACGUGGAACAAGUAGAGGUGGACUUGAAUGACAGCCAGACUCUCUCGUACUACUCCCAAUUACUCCUCUUCAAAGAAGACACGGUCCGGGACUCGGUGGUCUUUCCUCCCAAUUUGACUCCCUCGCAGCGACGCACGGUGCACACUCUGGCGCACAACAUGGGCCUGGGCCACGCCUCCCGCGGCAAUGGCGAUCAACGACAGGUGCAGGUCUUCAAGGUGUCCGCCGGCUCCAAUGUCAGCCCUCCACUCUCCGCCAUCCCUCCUACCGGCUCUCACAGUGACAGCGGGCGCCGCGGCCUCAACCGCGCCGCGACCAUUGACUUUAGCGAGGCUCGUCAAGAGGGGGGCCAAGGUGCCUUCAAUACCCUGCGCGGUCCCACGUCGAACUUCCUCGGGGUCAUGGACUCGACCGGCAACUUCGCCAACACGCAGAACUUGCGUGCAGCCAAGUCAUUCGCCGAUCUCCGAUCUUAUACGCCCUCUCCGGUCCCCUCGAGCGCAAGCUUCCCCGCCGCGCUCCAAUCUAACAAUGGCUCCCGCCUGCAGCAGUAUGACGGCGUUCCGACCGGCUCUUCCAACACCCCGACCCUCACUUCGGCGCCCCCGGGCUCUUCCUUGGGCAUGCAGCGAGAUGAUAAUUUGCUGGUCAACAGCCUAGGUGGCUUGUCCCUGGGUACUGGUAUUGGUGGUCCUAACGCCAGCCCUCGACGAUUGCGUGGUAUGUUUUCUUGGGAGCAGGACAACCAGUCUUCCGCCGCCGGCCCUAUUGGUAGCAACCGUGGCAUGGGAAUGGGUUUUGACAGUACCCAGCAAGAGCGCACGCCGAUCCGACAGCCCCGUGGCCCGACACCCGAGAAGGGCACCGGCUUCCGCCGCCCGAAUGGACAUCAGGCCCGUGGCAGUGACGAGCUCCACACAACGUCCGGAGUCGAGAUCAUUGUCGAAUAG
Penicillium diatomitis is the source of this 1887-nucleotide messenger RNA. RefSeq lists its product as uncharacterized. The transcript has 2 exons. NCBI's taxonomy places the organism in Eukaryota, Fungi, Ascomycota, Eurotiomycetes, Eurotiales, Aspergillaceae. Gene Ontology annotation, molecular function: mRNA binding. The coding region runs from base 1 to 1887 and encodes 628 amino acids. Gene Ontology annotation, cellular component: nucleus; cytoplasm. The record is from RefSeq and is a predicted model, not a curated record.